Molecule: messenger RNA, 6312 nt
Organism: Jaculus jaculus (lesser Egyptian jerboa)
Lineage: Eukaryota; Metazoa; Chordata; Mammalia; Rodentia; Dipodidae
Gene: Lsm11
Product: LSM11, U7 small nuclear RNA associated
Exons: 4
Coding region: 1-1080 (359 amino acids)
Biological process (GO): mRNA 3'-end processing by stem-loop binding and cleavage
Cellular component (GO): U7 snRNP
Molecular function (GO): U7 snRNA binding
Source: RefSeq, a predicted model, not a curated record
AUGGAGGAGCGCGAGCGGGGGGCGAGGCCGGCUCGCGCCGGGAGCCCCGCGAGCCCGCCCAGCCCGCGGCUCGAUGUCAGCUCGGACAGCUUCGACCCGCUGCUGGCCCUGUACGCGCCGCGCCUGCCCCCGAUCCCGUACCCCAACGCGCCGUGCUUCAACAACGUGGCGGAGUACGAGAGCUUCCUGCGGAGCGGGAGCCGGGGCGGCGGGCGCGGCCGGGCGCGGGGCGCGGCGGGCGGCUCCGGGGACGCGGGAGCCGCCGCGGGAGCCUCGGGCGGCCGGUCGCGGCGCCGCGCGGCCCCGGACCCCGAGCGCAUCCAGCGCCUGCGCCGCCUCAUGGUGGUGAAGGAGGCCGACGGCGCCGAGCAGGAGGCCGGGGCGCGCCGCCAGGGCCCGGGGCGCGCCAGGAAGGCCCCGCGCAACGUGCUCACGAGGAUGCCCUUGCACGAAGGCAGCCCUCUGGGUGAACUCCACCGCUGCAUCCGGGAGGGGGUGAAGGUCAACGUGCACAUCCGCACUUUCAAAGGCCUCCGCGGCGUGUGCACAGGCUUCCUCGUUGCGUUUGACAAGUUCUGGAAUAUGGCACUCACAGAUGUGGACGAGACCUACCGGAAACCUGUCCUAGGCAGAGCGUACGAGCGAGAUUCCUCGUUGACUCUUACCAGGCUGUUUGAUCGGCUGAAGCUUCAAGAUUCCUCCAAGAAGGAAGCAGAUUCUAAGUCUGCAGUUGAAGACUCCACUCUGUCUAGAUACUCCCAGACGUCCACGUGGAAGGUGGCUUCAGUGUGGGGACGAGGAGACACUGAUCGCGGCUCCCACAAGCGUUCCCGCUCUGUCCCUUCUUCCAUGCAGACAUCUGCAAGGGAGGAGUCCAGGUCGGAGCUGUCUGGGAGGACAACUCGGACAGAAGGGUCUAGUGUGGGAGGUACCUUGUCCAGGGCCACCACCCUUUCCAGGGGCCAGCCCCGUAAGAAAAAGCGAAAGCCCAAGGUGGAUUACCAGCAGGUAUUUACUCGACAUAUAAACCAGAUUUUCAUUCGAGGCGAGAACGUCCUGCUGGUGCAUCUUGCACAGUGACGAGCUCCGCCUCGCUUGGGCUCUGGUGUGUAGAGAGAAAGUGCAUGAGUUGCUUCUGUGCCAUAUACUAGCAUCCCAUUGAAACUCUUGAGUCGGAAUGAGUCCCUCUGGUCGUACAGGUGCGGAGGCCAGAGCAGGCUCAGCCUCUGGAAGAUGAGCGCGAGGGAGGACGGGCGAAGGGAGGACGGGCAUUUGAGUUCAUUCACAGGCAGGAACCAUUCGUGGGUGCAUCUAGUUGGGUGUCAAUGUCUGCUUCUGACUCUCAAGCCAAGGGUCAGUUCUUCCCUUUGUCACGGGUCACAGUGGGAGCAAGAUCCACUUCUAGAAACUAUAUAGGAAGCAGAUACUCUCAGUGGAUGAGCUCAUUUCUUAACCACCAGUGCCCUGAGCGCCGUGAACUUGACUCUUAAGAGUAGUUCUAAGUUGCCUGGCGGCCCCCUCCAUGUCUUAUAACUGACCUUUGAAUUGUGUGCUACACCAUCCUCUCUUGAUCAAGAAAUUAAGCUCAUAUCAAUACAAUCUAGAAGAACUAUUACUGAUGCAGGGGUGACAGCUCCACUUCGGCCCCUCUCCUCCCGUGGGAAGGAACACAGGACCUCAGCGGUCUCCCCUCACCAGAGGUAGCCUCUGUAAGUGGUAUGCCAGAUGGGACUAUGACAUGCUUGUGUGGUGGCUUCUGUCCCCUCUGACCUCUGUGGCGCGGUGCUAGUGCAUGUGCUGUGGUAUUUAUUGCCCCUAUAUGUAGUGUGUGAACCUGUCCUGAUGUGACUCCAUGUCUGACCUCAGAGUCCUGCGUGAACUCAGUAAUGUACAUACACCGCAUGGCCGAGAGUCCCCCUUCCAGACGGGGCUGGCAUGUGUCACGUAUCUUUCAGAAUGGUCUCACCGUGAAAAAGGGGUGUGCUUUUAUUCCCUGUGCCAGGCCAAAGACAUGCUUAGAAAGUAGAGUGGGCACAUCGUAAAAGACCUUUCAUUCACAGCUAGGCUUGAGUAGGUCUGUAGGACUCACAAGUGCGCCUACUGGAACUUUAUUUCCAUAUGCAUCUCGAUCACCAGUGCCGAGUGGGCUGCAUCUUGACACAAACUGUUAGGCAACAUUGAUUUCUUAAUUUUGUUUAUAUUUGCUUUCUCUUAGAUAACUUAUGUUCAGAGUGAGAAUAAGAAGUUACUAAUUAGUUAAAAUGGGUGAUAAAGAAACUUUUCCCCCCUGCGUGUGUUGUGCAACAUGGAUAAGCCUUCUGAGAAGCAGGGCGGAUAAAGUGGAGGGAGCCGGGCCACCUGAUUCUUCUGCUAGCUGGACCACUGCCUCGCCAGCCAAAUAAGACUGAGAGGAGUACCCCGCCGUGCCUCAGUUUCCCCAUCAGACACCUACCUCACAGGGGCAAUGUGGUAGAAUUUUUAGAAGACAUAUUACAGCCUCUAAACAUGUCAAAGUGCCAUGAGCAAUUUUUGCUCACUCCUGUUUCAAAGCUCUGUAAGAAUUCUGUGUCUUAUGAGCAAGGCAGGUGCUAUAUAAGACAGGAGUCUUCCUGGGUGCCACGCACUGGUCUUGUAACUGUCACCAGAAGGCAGCGAAAACUCCAGGAGCUAGUUUUCUUACUCCAUGCCCUCCUCGGGAGGGACAGUGGCAGUCGUCAGAAGGACACCGUCAGUGCAGGGAGAGGGAUGUUGCUGCUUCCCCCACGACCCAGCCCCGCCCUUUUCUGAUAUUGAUCAGAAAGAGUUCCCUUGAACUUUCCAAGGUUAUAUGAUAGUACCAAUGGGAGAAGGUGCAUUUAAAAAUGACAUUAUCCCCAAAGGGGAAUCUGUGGACUUUUUGUUUGUUUUUUUGUUUACUUGUUUUUAUUUUUGAACGUAUCUUACGUUCUGCAGACAGAUCAGAUGCGCUCAAGUUGGCGGAGUUUCUAAGUACAAACUCAAGGUGACCGUUAUCUUUGGCACCUGCCAGUCGAGAUUCUCUCAGUAGUGUGUCCCAGAUCUCAGUUCUCAAGUCUAAAUGAACAGGUAUCCAUGCCCAGAUCUCUACUGGCGUCACCUUGGUGGCUAGCCUCUCCUAUCUGCCCUGUUAGUCCUCAGUCAGACCCUGUAGCAGAUAUUCCCUAUGUUCCCAAUAAUGUAGAAAUGUGCAAUCAAAGGGAGUGUGAUGAAUUCUAUUCAUUCUAAUGCUGGGUUAAAUCUACCUGGUUGGUUUUGUACACACGCCUGUUUUUGUGUUUAUGUACAGCUCUCGCAAGUCCAAUUGAGAAUCGAUUUACAAUUUUCUCCCCAACACGACCACUCUGGCCGUGAAAAUUCUCUUUAAACUGUGUGCUCUCUCGUGGGCUCUGUUAUUUGCCCUCCAUGUAUUGGUUUAGUUUGGACAGUGAUUUGGAAUGAAUACCUUAGUAAAUGUGCUACUUUGUGCAAAGCAUGGUAAUUAUUUUUAGAGAAGUCAGUUUAUAAAAGUUACUGCCUUUUCUGUAUUAUUAGAUAAAUUUUUCAAAAAAUAAAGAAAAAAUAGGUCCUAGUCAUGCAUUGCUGCUCAAAAACUGUUAGCAGAAAGGCCAUGACAGUAAGUUGCUAUGGUGGCUGGUGAGGGAGACUCAAUGGUAGAACACGGGCCCGGCAUGCAUGAAGCCCUGGUCCAGUCUCCAACCCCAGUCAGUGAGGGAAUGAGACAACACAUGAACAGUUGCCAUGGCAAUAACAGGUUUUUCCUAGGAGAAAUGACAUAGAACACUAGAAGUACCGCCCCUCCUUCACCUUAACACGGCUGGAGUGCAGCAAAAUUGUUCUGUGGUCAGGGUUCUGGCUCGACCAGUUUGUUAAGAAUAGUACUUAUUUUGAACAGCCAGCUUUGAUUGCUUAAAAUAAUCUCUAGACACGUGAACACCGUUCACAGAAAUACCUGUAUACUUGGCGAGGUCUUCUCAGGGGUGCCGGGCUUUGUUCCAUAAUGUAGGUCACAGUCCUGCCGGCUCUUGGCUCUGUCUCAGAUAGCAAUGACGCAGAGGCAGGAGGCAAGAGCCGGAACAAGGCUUCCCGGGCCCGCUCCAGCAUCAGGAAGACAGCGCACCGACCCCUGCGCUGCUGUCUUAGGGACUCAAGGAACAAAACACAGGCGAGGGCAGUGGCAGUCGCCACCCCGACACAGUGUCAGUUGUGUCCACUGUCCCGGGGUCUCUGCACAGAUCUCGUCAGCUCUUUGCUGCCAGCACUGGGGUGUGACCCAGCGGCAUGCUGGCCUGGCCUGUGCUCCAAGGUGUUGCAGCCGGUCACGGCCGUCACCCAGGAAGGUCAGCAGAGGUCAAGUUCAGACGCGCUGUGCAUGAAGGUUCAAGGAAAGCGUGCGAGGGGCAACGCAACUGCUUCUGAACUUGACACUGGAAUCUUUGUUUCCCGAAGUGGUCUGAGUUGCUGGGGAAUCUUGGUGUGGAAGACAGGGCUCUUCCUGCCCCGCCCCGGGCCAGGUGACUAGGGAUGGAAGGUGUAUCUCUCCCCAGAACACUUUCCCAUGUCCUUUGUCCUCAGCGGUGGCCCCGCGGCGUGUCCCCAGCCCAGCUGCACGUGGCUGGGUUAGUCUCUGCGAAGGCCUCGCUUCAGAGCUGCGCAGGCGCUCCCGACAAGGCUGCGGACCUGCGGGUCCCCUUGCUGUCUGCGCACGCUGCACGUCAACAUUAACGUGCAGUCCUUCUAGAUCUUUGCUGUGAGCGCUGGCAGGUCAGGAGCAGCCCCGACUAUCUUCCUUGUGCUGAAAGAUUCCACUGGUAGAGAUGGUCCAGUCCCGAGCAGCUCGCGGCCCUUAAGCCUCGUGAGCCUCGCAGAGGUCUGCAUGUCCACUUCUGCCCCCGAGGAAAAGAGACGCGGCCUGACCACGCAAAGCGGGUGUUCGUAUCGCCGCCAGCCCUGAUCCCGCAGCGGCCCACCCAGGCACCAACACAAGGGACAAUUGGUUCUAUGAAUUGCUUCAUUAAAUUUUCUCUAAAUUUUGCUCUUUUGGGGAAAAAAAAAUACAAUUCUUAAAAGACAGCUGGCUGUCACUGGUGCUGCCCUCAGAGCUUUCCGUUUUCUGUACUUUCCGUGAAUGAAGCGGCUGCUGUGGGAAGCCGGGCUCACCUGAGUGUCGUGAGAUGAGUGCGGGAGUUUGGCAGCUGUGUGGCGUUUGCAUUUCGCACCGGGUCUCGAAUGCAACCAGCUCUUUUCAGUAACAAUUGCCUACCUGCCUGCAUUCUUCUCCCAGAAGGCUUGUUUUAGUGGUUGAAAGCCAAAACCUCUAAUCUGAGCCUGCGUGGCCAAGGUGGGCAGUCUCAUUACUGUCUGACAAGUUGAAGUGAUGGAUGGAUGAUGAGCCUUUGGGGGGCCUGGCACACCUUUCUGGGUUCUGGGGAGUCAAUCUCCUUUACUCUGUCUUCUGAGUACCUUUUCAAAUGUCUGUAGAUUCUCUUGUACCCUCCUAAUGAAAACGAAUGCUGUCUGUCAAGAAAUGGCGUGGGACAGUUGGAAGAUCUAGGGAAAGAAUAGUAAGUACACGCGAGACCUUCAGCUGGUCUUUUAUGUAUUCAGAAUAAAAAGUAGUUUGAUAAGAGUUAGUGUUCCUUUAAAAACUCCCUUUGAGAACUUGGGAACUGUCCCUUAGGAGAGCUGUAAAAGUGAUUCCCAACACGUUGCAGUUUCUUUAGAUUUCUAGUCUUUUGGUGUAUGUGUCUCAUGUUGUGUUUCUGGAGCUGUGAGAAAACCGUCUGGAAGAUUUGAGGAUCUUCCUCACGCAGUGAUUAUCUGGCUGCAUUCUGUCGAGCUGGGCUCCAGAGCAGCUGUUCACUUCUUUUUCUGUCGUCCUGAUAGGAAGUGGUCUGCCAGCUGGGUAAAGUGGAUUAUGCUUAUAAUCCAGCUCUUAGGAGGCUGAGGCAGGAGGAUUUCUGUGAGUUCCAACCUGGGAUACAGAGUUUAGAUCCUUCCUCAAAAGUAAUAAUGAUAAUUUGUUUAUUCCAUAAUGACACCUAAAGACUUCAGCCUUCUAUUAGGCAACCAUGGGGAUGGGAUCCCCAUCUGCACAGCGACUUGUCUUUCAGUAGUGGGGAACUCUGUGUGUGUAACUGAGUGUUCAUAUAGCAACUGCUGAGAGAACCCCAUUGUUUAGUUGACCCACACCCUUCCUGUUUAGGAAGGCUGCUGCUAGUAACACCCGUUUACACUGUUCUGCUUAUGUAUGUGUCUGGAGGUCUGGAACCUGGAAUAAAUAUGACUGUAUUGGUA